AUGCGCAUCAAAUUGAGCAUUCUCAUCAGCAUCAUCAUAUGUCUGAUCUACAUCGUCUCUGAUGUGGCAGCAAUGCCGAUAGGAGCACCGGACUUAUCCAAAUGCCAGCCCUUCUUUGCGGCGAACUGUUGCCUCAUCAACUCACGAUCCAUAGUUGAUUUCAAGCUCCCGAGCACGGGAGCUCUUCGAGUGCGCCCUGCCGCACAUUUAGUAACCAAAGAGUAUAUCCUCAAGUAUGCAAAUGCAACUAGAUUGAUGAGAAGCUUGCCAUUGAACCACCCAUGGAAUUUCAUGCAACAAGCCAACGUACACUGUGCUUACUGUGAAGGCAUAUACAACCUAUCAAAUUUCCCUAACAUGACUCUUGAAGUGCAUAGUUCAUGGCUAUUUAUCCCCUUCCACCGGAUGUAUCUCUACUUCCAUGAGAAGAUCCUCGGAAAAUUGAUCGGCGAUGAGAGUUUUGCCUUGCCGUUUUGGAAUUGGGACUCACCAGAAGGGAUGGGAAUUCCUACCAUGUACACUGAUCCAAAUUCUUCACUUUUUGACAACACGAGAGUGCAAAAUCACCAGCCACCUAAUAUCCUAAACUAUGGCUCCACCAAUGAAGGAAACAACAACAUCAGUAGCCAAAUUGAGGCAAAUCUUGAAGUAAUGUAUCGGCAAAUGGUCUCCAGUGCGAAAACAGCUGGGCUUUUGCUCGGAGGGCCAUAUCGGGCUGGCGGUGAUGAGCUUUGGAACCCUGGCACUGUUGAAAUGGCACCGCAUCCUUAUGUACAUAUAUGGACGGGCUUUGAUAUGAGCUCGUUAGCCACCGCCGGUAGGGAUCCUAUAUUUUAUAGUCAUCACUCUAAUGUUGAUAGGAUGUGGGAGGUUUGGAAGACAUUGCCGGGGAACAACAGUACUGGUGUGAACUACAUUAAUGACACUGAUUGGCUUGAUUCCUCCUUCCUUUUCUGGGAUGAAAACCUUCAGUUAGUGAGGAUUAAAAUCAGAGAUGUUCUUGAUACUACAAAGCUUGGUUAUGUUUAUCAACAAGUACCUAUUCCAUGGAGUAACAAAACAGCUGCAAAGCUAUGGGAUGGAGAGGAGAUGUCAAGCUUGCGUUUGGUGGAGCUUCCGGUGGUGUUAGAUUCAGCAGUGAAGAUCAAUGUUGAGCUUCCAAAGAUGAAGAUGAAGAUGAAUAUGGAGGAAGUUUUGGUGGUGGAUGAGAUUGAGUUUGAUGCAAGGGUGCAUGUUGGGUUUGAUGUUUUUCUUGGUGGUUUAAGAACAUCAAAGAUAGGUUUUGCAGGUAGGUUUGAGCAUUUGGCAGUGAAGAAGUGGAGGAAAGAUGUUGCCAUGGGAGGUCUGUUGAUGAAGAAGAGACUAGUUUUAGGGUUGAAAGACCUUGUGAAGGAGUUAAAGUUGGAGAGAGGAGAACUUCUUGUUGUCACACUCAUGCCAAGUCAUGGGACAGGGGUGCUUAUAAAAGUGGGGAGUGUUAGGGUUGAUUUAUCUAGUUAAUAAAUUGCGUACAUGAUGUAUUAAUCAAAAUAAUAUAUUUUUUAAGUACCUAGUUCCUAUAUA
Messenger RNA from Dioscorea cayenensis subsp. rotundata (Guinea yam), 1563 nucleotides. RefSeq names its product polyphenol oxidase, chloroplastic-like. The record is from RefSeq and is a predicted model, not a curated record. NCBI's taxonomy places the organism in Eukaryota, Viridiplantae, Streptophyta, Magnoliopsida, Dioscoreales, Dioscoreaceae. The coding region runs from base 1 to 1500 and encodes 499 amino acids. The transcript has a single exon. Gene Ontology annotation, molecular function: catechol oxidase activity.